Molecule: messenger RNA, 3126 nt
Organism: Daldinia caldariorum
Lineage: Eukaryota; Fungi; Ascomycota; Sordariomycetes; Xylariales; Hypoxylaceae
Product: heat shock protein
Exons: 1
Coding region: 108-2888 (926 amino acids)
Biological process (GO): cellular response to heat
Cellular component (GO): cytoplasm; cytosol
Molecular function (GO): ATP hydrolysis activity; ATP binding
Source: RefSeq, a predicted model, not a curated record
GCGCACACAACUUGUACAUUCUAGCUCUAUCAGUACAUAUUCUUUUUUCUUCCGAUAUUGAGACACACAUCAGAUCGAAAACACCAACAACACAAUAAACCUUCACAAUGACUUCUAGAAUGGAGUUUACAGACCGGGGCAAAAAGGCCCUGGAGGAUGCUAUGGCGCUGGCCGAGCAAUACGCCCACUCACAAUUAUUACCAGUCCACCUAGCAGUCUCUCUAUUAGACCCUCCGCCAGAUCAAUCCAAAGACCAGCAAAAUAUCCAACCAGGCACCACCAACAGCCUAUUCCGACAAGUAAUCGAGAGAGCACAUGGUGACCCUCAACUAUUCGACAGAGCACUCAAGAAGAUGUUAGUCCGUCUGCCGAGCCAAGAUCCCCCGCCAGAGAACGUGUCCAUGUCACCUUCAUUCAGCAAUGUUCUCAGGAAGGCUCAAGAGUUGCAGAGGACGCAGAAGGAUUCAUACAUCGCAGUUGACCAUCUAAUAACUGCCCUCGCCGAAGACCCAACAAUCGCCAACGCUCUCAAGGAGGCUAAUAUCCCCAAACCUAAGCUGGUCCAGGAUGCCGUCCAAACUAUUCGCGGGACGAAGAGGGUGGACUCCAAGACAGCCGAUACCGAGGAGGAGCACGAGAACCUUUCUAAAUUCACUAUCGACAUGACGGCCAUGGCAAGAGAGGGUAAGAUUGACCCUGUCAUCGGCCGAGAAGAGGAAAUCAGACGAGUUAUCCGGAUUCUGUCGCGACGAACCAAGAACAACCCGGUACUAAUCGGUGAGCCGGGUGUCGGUAAAACUACCGUCGUCGAAGGUUUGGCUCAACGAAUCGUCAACGCCGAUGUCCCCGAUAACCUUGCCGCUUGCAAGUUGCUCUCCCUCGAUGUCGGUGCUUUGGUUGCCGGCAGCAAGUAUCGUGGUGAAUUCGAAGAGAGAAUGAAGGGCGUCCUCAAGGAGAUCGAGGAAGCUAAGGAGAUGAUAGUUCUCUUUGUCGACGAAAUUCACUUACUUAUGGGCGCCGGUUCUUCGGGUGAGGGUGGCAUGGACGCUGCCAAUUUACUUAAGCCUAUGCUUGCCCGUGGACAAUUGCACUGCAUUGGUGCAACCACCCUUGCCGAAUACCGAAAGUACAUUGAAAAAGAUGCCGCUUUCGAACGACGAUUCCAGCAGGUCAUCGUCAAGGAACCCAGCAUCCCCGAGACCAUCUCUAUCCUCCGAGGUCUCAAGGAGAAGUACGAAGUUCACCACGGUGUAACUAUAUCCGAUGCCGCUCUAGUCGCUGCUGCCAACCUAGCUGGAAGAUACUUGACGUCUCGUCGUCUGCCCGACUCUGCUGUUGACUUAAUUGAUGAAGCCGCAGCAGCUGUCAGAGUCGCUCGAGAAUCUCAACCUGAAAUCAUCGACUCCCUGGAGCGCAAAUUGCGACAACUCAGGAUUGAAAUCCACGCGUUGGCACGAGAGAAGGAUGAUGCCUCAAAGGCUCGACUCCUGCAGGCUAAGCAAGACGCCGAAAACGUUGAGGAGGAGCUGAGACCUCUCCGAGAAAAGUACGAGCGUGAACGAAAGCGCGGCAAAGACAUCCAGGAGGCCAAGAUGAAACUUGACCGUCUAAAGGUCAAAAUGGAGGACGCGGCCAGAAUGGGUGACCAUGCUGCCGCUGCAGAUCUCCAGUACUACGCCAUUCCCGAACAAGAGAAAGUCAUCAAGGAACUCGAGCGCCAAAAGGCUGCCGCCGAUGCAGCUUUGAGCCAAAACGAUACUGGCGGUUCCAUGAUAACAGACGUAGUCGGACCCGAUCAAAUCAACGAAAUCGUCUCACGUUGGACUGGUAUUCCCGUUACAAGACUUAAGACUUCCGAAAAGGAGAAGCUUAUCCACAUGGAGAAGGCCCUCGGCAAGAUUGUCGUUGGACAAAAAGAAGCCGUACAGGCUGUCUCCAACGCUAUUCGGCUGCAACGAUCUGGGCUUAGCAAUCCCAACCAGCCUCCAAGCUUCCUCUUCUGUGGUCCGUCCGGAACCGGUAAGACUCUGCUGACAAAGGCUUUGGCCGAGUUCUUGUUUGAUGAUCCGAAGGCGAUGAUCCGGUUCGAUAUGUCCGAGUACCAAGAGCGUCACUCGCUAAGCCGAAUGAUUGGUGCACCACCUGGAUAUGUCGGACACGAUGCCGGUGGUCAACUCACCGAGGCCCUUCGCAGAAAGCCCUUCUCCAUCUUACUGUUUGAUGAAGUUGAAAAGGCCGCUAAGGAAAUUCUUACUGUCCUUCUGCAGCUCAUGGAUGACGGCCGUAUCACUGACGGACAAGGUCGUGUCGUCGAUGCUAGGAACUGUAUCGUCGUCAUGACUUCCAACUUGGGUGCGGAAUAUUUAUCUCGCCCAGCUGGUCGUGAUGGCAAGAUCGACGCCACAACGAGGGAUUUGGUCAUGAACGCCUUGCGCAACUACUUCUUACCAGAGUUCCUCAACCGUAUCAACUCAAUCGUCAUCUUCAACAGGCUCACCAAGCGCGAGAUUCGUAGGAUCGUCGAUCUACGUCUUGCUGAGAUCCAGAAGAGGCUUAUCGACAAUAACCGUAACGUUCGCCUCGAAGUUACGGAUGAGGUCAAGGAAUACUUGGGCAACGCUGGCUACUCACCCGCCUACGGCGCUAGGCCACUGGCUAGACUCAUCGAGAAGGAAGUUCUUAACCGCCUGGCCGUCCUCAUCCUACGCGGUGGCAUCAGGGACGGCGAAAUCGCAAGGGUGGUUAUGGCUGGCAACAAGGUCCAGGUUCUACCCAACCACACCGAUAGCGAACUUGGCGAUGGCGAUGAUGAAGACAUGCUCGUCGAUGAAGAGGACGCCGUGGAGGACGUCGUGCCCGACGGCAUGGAUGAGGAUAUCUACGAUUAAGGGAGGUCAUGAUGUUACUAGUUCAAGAUUGACGAUUGAUGAUGAAUAAUGAGCUAUUAGGGAAGGAAAGGGGGGCAGGUUAAUGUUUCUAAGGGUUAUGGAAUACAUACAUAUGGAAAGGGGGUGAGCAAAUAUGGUAUUUGCUGAAAGCAAUGGAAUUCAACACAUGGCGUUAGUAAGGCCUAUGGCGAGGAAAUUUCAGGGGUUAGCUUUAGCUUAGGUAGCUACCUACCUAACU